UUUUCUCGAAAUGUCAAAAAGAGGACGUGGAGGAGCUUCUGGCGCGAAGUUUCGUAUUUCUUUGGGUCUUCCAGUUGGAGCUGUAAUUAAUUGUGCUGACAAUACUGGAGCCAAAAAUCUUUUUGUUAUUGCUGUUUAUGGAAUUCGUGGUCGACUCAAUCGUAUGCCUAGUGCUGCAGUUGGCGACAUGUUUGUGUGUUCUGUUAAGAAAGGAAAGCCGGAGCUGAGAAAGAAAGUUCUGCAAGCUGUAGUUGUUCGACAGCGUAAACAAUUUCGUCGAAAGGAUGGGACUUUUAUUUAUUUUGAAGAUAAUGCUGGGGUUAUAGUUAACAAUAAAGGAGAAAUGAAAGGUUCUGCUAUAACCGGUCCAGUUGCUAAAGAAUGUGCGGAACUUUGGCCGAGAAUAGCUUCAAAUGCUAGUUCGAUUGCUUAA
This is a messenger RNA of Meloidogyne enterolobii, 433 nucleotides long. NCBI's taxonomy places the organism in Eukaryota, Metazoa, Nematoda, Chromadorea, Rhabditida, Meloidogynidae. The record is from the annotation of a GenBank genome assembly.